AUGGCCCCGUGGCUGCAGGUCUGCUCCGUCUUCUUUACAGUCAACGCCUGCCUCAACGGUUCGCAGCUGGCCGUGGCCGCGGGCGGCUCCGGCCGAGCGCGGGGCGCCGACACCUGUGGCUGGAGGGGAGUGGGUUCGGCCAGCAGAAACAGCGGGCUGCACAACAUCACCUUCAGAUAUGACAACUGCACCACUUACUUGACCCCAGUGGGAAAGCACGUGAUUGCCGAUGCCCAGAACAUCACCAUCAGUCAGUAUGCGUGCCACGACCAAGUAGCAGUAACCAUUCUUUGGUCCCCAGGAGCCCUUGGCAUCGAAUUCCUAAAGGGAUUUCGGGUAAUACUGGAGGAACUGAAGUCGGAGGGAAGACAGUGCCAACAACUGAUUCUAAAGGACCCAAAGCAGCUCAACAGUAGCUUCAAAAGGACUGGAAUGGAAUCUCAGCCUUUCCUGAAUAUGAAAUUUGAAACGGAUUACUUUGUUAAGAUUGUCCCUUUUCCUUCCAUUAAAAACGAAAGUAAUUACCACCCCUUUUUCUUCAGAACCCGCACUUGUGACCUGCUGUUACAGCCAGACAACCUGGCCUGUAAACCCUUCUGGAAACCUCGCAACCUGAACAUCACCCAGCAUGGUCCAGAUAUGCAGGUGUCCUUCGACCACGCACCACACAACUUUGGCUUCCGUUUCUUCUAUCUUCAUUACAGACUCAAGCAUGAAGGACCCUUCAAACGGAAGUCCUGUAAACAGGAACAAAAUACAGAGACAACUAGCUGCCUCCUUCAAAAUGUUUCUCCAGGAGAUUACAUAAUUGAGCUAGUGGAUGAUUCUAAUACAACAAGAAAAGUGGUGCAUUACGCCUUAAAGCCAGUGCAUUCCCCGUGGGCUGGGCCCAUCAGAGCUGUCGCCAUCACGGUGCCCCUGGUCGUCAUCUCUGCAUUUGCAACGCUCUUCACUGUGAUGUGCCGCAAGAAGCAGCAAGAAAAUAUAUAUUCACAUUUAGAUGAAGAGAGCUCCGAGUCUUCCAUGCACACCACAGCACUCCCCAGAGAGCGGCUGCGGCCGAGGCCCAAGGUCUUCCUCUGCUACUCGAGUAAGGAUGGCCCGAACCACGUGAACGUCAUCCAAUGUUUCGCCUACUUCCUUCAGGACUUCUGUGGCUGUGAGGUGACUCUGGACCUGUGGGAAGACUUGGGUCUCUGCAGAGAAGGGCAGAGGGAAUGGGUCAUCCAGAAGAUCCACGAGUCCCAGUUCAUCAUUGUGGUGUGUUCCAAAGGCAUGAAGUACUUUGUGGACAAGAAGAACUCCAAGCACAAAGGAGGUGGCCAAGGCUCAGGCAAAGGGGAGCUCUUCCUAGUGGCCGUGGCCGCCAUCGCCGAGAAGCUGCGUCAAGCCAAGCAGAGUUCUUCAGCGACACUCAGCAAGUUCAUCACUGUCUACUUUGAUUAUUCCUGUGAGGGAGACAUUCCCAGCAUCCUGGAUCUGAGCACCAAGUACAAGCUCAUGGACAACCUUCCCCAGCUCUGUUCUCACCUGCACUCCAGAGACCUUGGCCUUCCAGAGCAGGGACAGUACCCUGGACAUGUCAGCAGGAGGAAUUACUUCCGGAGCAAAUCGGGCCGGUCCCUUUACGUCGCCAUUUGUAAUAUGCACCAGUUUAUUGACGAGGAACCCGACUGGUUUGAGAAACAGUUUGUUCCCUUUCAUCCUCCCCCACUUCGCUACCGGGAGCCAGUCCUAGAGAAGUUUGACUCGGGCUUGGUUUUAAAUGAUGUCAUGUGCAAACCAGGAACUGAGAGUGAUUUCUGCCUAAAGACUGUGGUGGCUGUCCCGGGGGCCUCGGCCGACAUGUACUCAGAGGGUCAGCAGUUAGGCCUGGACGAAGAUGCGGAAGCCCGGCCAAACCCGGAAGGCAGCUCUGUCCUGCGGCCCCUGUUGCACACGGUGAAGGCCGUCAGUGCCUCAGACAUGCCGCGGGACUCGGGCAUUUACGACUCAUCUGUGCCAUCUUCUGAGCUGUCCCUGCCCCUGAUGGAAGGACUCUUUACAGACCACACAGAAACGUCUUCCUUGACUGGGAGCGUGUCCUCCUCCUCAGGCCUGGGUGAGGAGGAUCCUCCUGCCCUUCCUUCCAAGCUCCUCAUCUCUGCGGCUUGCAAAGCAGAACCUGGUUGCCUCAGCUACACUGAUGAACUCCAUGCGGUCGCCCCUUUGUAACAAAACAGAAGCAACUAAGCAUUGCCACUUUAGCUUCCGCCUCUCUGGUUCCCAGCUCAUCUCUCUGGUGUGUGACCCCCCCUGGAGUGGAGGUCUUCCGCAGGAUAUUCAGAGUGAAAUUCAUGCCAGUACUUGCUCCUGCCCUCUACCAGAUAUCUUGGCAAAGUCUUCGCUCUUCUUAAACCAGUUGGAGUUCUCAAAGUCUUGUCCAUAAGGUCUGAUAACAGCUUGUUAGGUCAGUCCUUGGAUGAGAGCCAAUUCUGGGCGAUGGGGAGGAAUAUUGUAACAAGAAGCAGAAAAACACUCACCCCUAUCAUUCAGAAUUUAUUUUAUCUCCUCUAAGUUUGCCUGUUUGUUGGUGGCUACUUUGAUUUGAAAUGCUUUGAGUGAAAAACACUUUUAAUGCCAAAACAGCCACAGAAAUCAAGUGCCAGUUUAUCUAUAAUCCAUGUCAUUACAGUGAUGAUUCUGUCCAUUUGGGGCAUAGAACUUAUGAUGCCAUGGUUGUUAAAAAAGCUGUGAGUCCAAGAUCAAGAAGGUGACUGAAGACAUAAUUGCCUUUUAUAAAACAUAUCGGUCAUGGUUGGUGGAGAGCUGGCUGAGGUGGUGCAGAGCCAGCCGACCGUUCUUGCUGAGAUGGGUUGGUCAGUGUGCAGAAGGCACCAGAACUCUGCAGCCAAUGCCUCUUGAUUCGAAUAGUUAUCAUGAGCAUGAGAGAGGGCUGACCUGCCUGCCAGGAUCCCUCUGGGUGACGUUUACUGCACAGUACAUUCAGAUGAUGGUGCCCAGAAGUUUAUUAAGACACAUUUACUCAACUGGGCUAUAUUACUGGAAAUUGCAGUUCCUACUUCAGUUGGCUGCUGUUCUAAAGCUGUGCCUAGAAAUUUGGGGGUCAGAAUCCACUGAAAUAUGGCAGCAUGUGGAGGUGACAGCCAGUUAACCUGCUGAACUGGUUCGAUCAAUGAUGGACCUCAUUUUAAGAAGUUGAAAAGAAGGGGACCAGGAUGAAUGUACUCUUUGAAUAUUAGCUAAAGAACACGUGGACCUGAAAUCACUAAAUUUUAAAUCUCAAAGGACCCUACCCACACCACAGUCUGUGAAUCAUGUUUCACCUUGUGUUUCUAUUGUCCUUAUCCAAUGAAAGAGUUGUCUCUUAUGCUCCAGCCUACCGAGGGAAGAAUUUGCUUUAAAAUGGAGAAAACAGUGUCUUUUUUUUUUACCCCCCUUGAUGACUUCUCUACAAAUUUGUUUCCAACAUGAAAGCCACUCAGAUCCUCUCUGUCAGUUAGUAUGUGUGUAAAGCUGUCUUGGUUUCACUCAUGGGCCCUGUCCCCACCUGUCCCGGGGGUCUGAACAUCUUCAUCUUUCUUGGGGGCGCUGUUGGCUUUUGGUGUUGUUUCUCCAACACAGUGGGGACAGUGGUUUUCAUAACCACCAAGUAGCACCAGUAUGAGGGGAGUCCCCGAGAAACAUCCUGAGAAGGUGGGUGGAAGGUGGGAUGGGGCAGGAUUUUUCCCCCCUAAAUAUAUGCUGGAGAAGUGGGAAAGGGACAUUUGGCAUCCUAGCUGGCAAGAGGAGGUCUGUGUGUAUUUUUGAUGUAGAUUCCAUACUCCGUGUUCAUAAAGGCAGCUGGUAGCUUCUUGGGAAAAAAGGACGUGCUCGUCUGUGCUCUGGCGUCAGGUUUCCUGCAGCUGCUGGGGAGCACAUGAGCUACAAGAAUGGUCUCCCCCAGAAACCCAGGCGGCUUGUGGAAGAGACGUUCCAUGUCGUCGUGGUAGAAUCCAGAAUGAGCACAGCACUGCCCGUGUGCCAGCGUGCUGCUGCUCCAUCCUGGGCACGUGUGAUAUGAAGGAGAGUGGGCAGUGCAGACCUGCUGACAUCUGGAAGGUCGCUUUGAAACAUCAUCCAAGACAGUUCUCCUUGAGGCCAAGAAGUGGCGUUUGUCUCAAGAAAAUCAGUUGCAGCCAUCUUGAGGGUGGCUACUCAGCUUUCCAUGUGAAAUAAGGCAUCUCUGACAAAGUAGCUGCAGGACAAACUGGAGGAGUAGGGCUAGGAGUGGGAGCACAGGCGAAGGGCCAGCCUACCAAGUAAUGAAGCCACAGUGUGAGUGUCGAACUCAGACUACGUCGAGAAAUCCAACUUCCUGCUUUUGCCUUCCUAGUUGUGCUUCUCAUUCCGGGCAACAAGAGCGGGUAUAUUGCAGACUAAGGCAGAACGUCUGGCGGUGCUACAUAUUUUGACUCACACAUCUUCCUGCACAGUGGGAAUGGUAAGGAGUUAUUCAGAUAAAAGACCUGUAAGUCCCAAGCUUUUAGACAUUAGAGAAGUAAGACUAUAAGGGUAAACGCAGUGAAAGGCCUUGAUUCCAUGAGUAAGUGACAGGUGGCUAAGUUAAAUGAUGCCUUUGGGCAGGAGGCCAGGGAUAGGACCAGAGAGUUGAAAGUGGAGGGGGGAAUGAUCUUAUUCCUGACAAAGGAAUGACACACCCUUCUUCCAAAAGAAAGAUAACCCCACAGUCCUCAACCACACAGUUUGGCUCUCUUUAGGAGCCAGGAAUUGUACUCUGUGUCUUUAUUGGAGAGAGGUGGACAAAUUCCACUGUGAAGGUUGUUAGCUAUUUCAAGUGGGGUUGGGUGUGAGGACUUCACUCUUGUUGGGAAGCUGUGAUGCCUCUAGGGACACCAAUGGCACAGACCAGGUGUCGGGAAAAGAGCUGUAUGAUGAUACAUGGCAAUGAUUAGUCUUUGUCAGAGACUCCAGAAUGGUGGGACUGCAGCACAGUGAAGCACUCCUGUGGGGGCCCGUUGAGGUCAUGCAUUGUUUCCUGGUCUUCCUGUGGUUUUCAAGAGAAGCUGAGAAUCUUGAUUCUUUUUUUUUUUUUUUUAAGAUUUAUUUGUGCAUACAGAACUGGGGUACAGGCCAG
Condylura cristata (star-nosed mole) is the source of this 5137-nucleotide messenger RNA. It is a transcript of the gene IL17RD, whose product is annotated as interleukin 17 receptor D. The transcript is spliced from 13 exons. Gene Ontology annotation, molecular function: interleukin-17 receptor activity. NCBI's taxonomy places the organism in Eukaryota, Metazoa, Chordata, Mammalia, Eulipotyphla, Talpidae. Bases 1 to 2214 code for a protein of 737 amino acids. The record is from RefSeq and is a predicted model, not a curated record.